Galdieria sulphuraria is the source of this 2229-nucleotide messenger RNA. Its product is annotated as outer membrane protein (plastid). NCBI's taxonomy places the organism in Eukaryota, Rhodophyta, Bangiophyceae, Galdieriales, Galdieriaceae. The record is from RefSeq and is a predicted model, not a curated record. The transcript is spliced from 8 exons. Gene Ontology annotation, cellular component: outer membrane. Bases 12 to 2132 code for a protein of 706 amino acids.
AUACGACUCGAAUGCAACUUAUCGAAAACUCUCAUUGGAUAGAGUUUGUUUCUUUUGCAGACAAUACUAGCCAUGUGCAACUGGACUGUUAUAGAAGGAGAGAUAAACUCGUUUGUAAACAGCCACAAAAUGUUUCCUCUCAACAGCGGCGCAAGCAUCGCAUUAUUUCUUCUUUUCAACAAACUAGAAAUAUAUAUUCACAAUGUGCCUAUUCUCAUGGCUCAGGAUCUGGAAAGCCUCCAUUCUCAUCAUCUUUCCAUAGUGAAGAGAGCCCACUAGAUCCUGAAGACCAUUCCUUGUUACUUGUUGGAGGGCUAUCGUUGAAUGACUGGUUGAACAAGUUAGUCAAAAGAGAAUCAGUCAACUCUGCAAAACCAAGUGAAGGUCUUAUGAACAAAGAUGAUGAACAAAAUCGCAAAGUGAGAAAGAUCGUGAUUGAAGAUUCUAGAGUGUUGAAUCGAGAUGUAGUUAGAAGGACAGUAGAACCUUUAUAUGGAAAGAAGUUAGAUCCCGUUCUUGUGAAAGAUGUCAUAACGACGUUGAACGUUUGGUAUGAAGAAAAUGGAUACAAGUUUUCUCGUAUAAACAAGUCGGGUCCUUUUCGGAAUGGAGUUUUAAGUUUUCGAGCCAUAGAACCACGUUUUGCAGGUAUUCGUCUAGUCUAUUUGGAUGACAAUCGAGAACCUUGUAACAAAGGCAGAACAAAAUCAGAUACCAUUGAAAAGGCAGUUGGUAUUCAAAGAGGCCAAGUAUUUCGUUGGAGUGAUCGUUACUGGGAGCGAAUUACUGAAUUGGGACUUUUUGACUAUGUCAGAGCAGAAUUGGAGCUUCGUGAUGAUCAAUCUGUUAUGGUUAUUCUACGUGUACGUGAACGUCCUUAUAGUCGUUUUGAACCUGGCAUAGGAUAUGGUUCUGGGGAAUUUUUUGGAGAGUUGUCUUUUCAAGAUAACAAUUUAUUUGGACGAAAUCAGUUUCUUCAAUUUGAACUACAAAAGAGACAAUCUCAGCAUUCUUUGUUAUCUUUGGAAUGGGAGGAUCCUCGUGUAGGUCAAUGGUUUGGCUAUCGGUUUAAGGUUUAUCGUGACUUGGAUGAGAAGCAUUUGAGUUCACGAAGUGGUUUGACAUUCAAAGUAUUUAGUCGUUUAGUAAAACAUUUGUUUGUUGAUCUUUCAUCCACUUUGGAACGAACUAUGCCUUUAGGAGCUGAAGACUCUACUAGACCAUCCUAUGAUAUAAACAAAUAUCUUUUAGGAAUGAUAUCUUUAGGUAUUACAUAUGAUGAUCGUUAUCCUCCGAAGAAUGUUCAAAGUGGUCAACGUUUGGUUAUUCACUUGUCGGAUGCUAUUCCAUGGAAUGAAAGUUUCUCUUCAUUUAUCAAAGGAGAUAUUCAGAUAGCCAAGUAUUUGAAGCUUCCAUUAGGUUCAACAUUGGUAUAUGGUGUGAGUGGAAAGAGUGCGAGUGAAAGUUUGCCAGAGUUGGAAAAACAUCGUUUAGGAGGUAUGGGUUCCCUUCGUGGAUAUUCUACUGGAGCAUUGGGUACUGCCGUAUCUUCCUUACAACAAACAUGGGAACUUCGGUUUCCAAUAGUGGAUCGCAUUUCAGGAGUUUUCUUUUAUGAUUGUUUGGAUGAAACGGGUUCAUUUUGGAAACAUCCGAAACGAUUAGGUUGGUCAAAGGGUGUUGGUUUGCGAAUAGCUGAAAUGAUAAGGUUGGACUAUGCUUGGAAACAAGAUGGGUCUGGUAUGAUGCACGUGGAAAUGAUAAACUCUUUUUUUAUUUUGUAUGAUCACACGAUGGAUGAUGAUGCCAUUCAAGUAGAAAGAGAAUUAGCUAUUCGAAAAAGACUAGGCAAGAUAUUCAAAAGGAAAAGAGAAGACUUUAAUACCGAAGAAGAAUUCAACGACUAUUUGGAAGCUUUUGAAGAUGUUGUGUACCAAUUGAGUGAAGGAACAAACUCAGAUGAAACCCAAGAAAGUAUGGAGAAACUUAAAAAGUAUAUCAAAGAUACUGGUAGACAAGACAUAUUGGAAAACGUUCAAAUAUUGGAUACGGAGAACAACGAACAACUUCCCAGUUUUAUAUUUUUGGAUCCUGCAAGACCAGCAAAGCCUAUGCCCAGCUUCCGGAUUUGACGAAAAACUCUGUCGUAAAAGAGCACAACAAGAGUUGAUUGACUCGUUGUUCUUUCGGACAAAGUUGUUGAUAUAAAAUAAAACGAUGUGAAAAAGA